Messenger RNA from Caenorhabditis remanei, 429 nucleotides. RefSeq lists its product as uncharacterized. The transcript is spliced from 2 exons. Bases 1 to 429 code for a protein of 142 amino acids. The record is from RefSeq and is a predicted model, not a curated record. Lineage: Eukaryota; Metazoa; Nematoda; Chromadorea; Rhabditida; Rhabditidae. Gene Ontology annotation, biological process: endoplasmic reticulum to Golgi vesicle-mediated transport. Gene Ontology annotation, cellular component: TRAPP complex.
AUGACAAUUUACAAUGUGUAUAUAUUCGAUCGUGAAGGACAAUGCCUGUAUUAUGAUGAAUGGUUUCGAACGAAACAAUCAGGAUUGGCACCAAUUCAAGAAUAUAAAUUAGUAUUUGGAAUGAUGUUAUCAAUGAAAUCAUUUGUUGAUCGAUUGGCGACAAACGAUUCGAAUCAAACGGUGAAUUAUUAUAAGACUUCCGCCUAUAAAAUGACAUUUCUUGAAUCAGCCACUGGCAUCAAAAUAAUGUUGAAUACUGAUCCAAAUGCCACGGGGAUUCGAGAUCUUCUUCAUAAAAUCUAUCAAGCGUGGACUGAAACAUCAAAUAGUGCAGCUAAAAUGGAACUGUUCGCAUCGAAUCCUCCAAAUGAAAACUUUUUGAAAAGUCGAGUUAGGGAUAUUGUUAUGAAACAUCAGGCAUACGUUUAG